CCCUGCCCGCCCUAGGCGCUGCCCUCCCGCUCGCCUGUCUGCUGCUGCUGCUGUACACUGCUAAGCACCACCCCCCGCCACCGCUGUGCACCUCCAGCCUGCCACCACUCCUUGCCCCAGCUGUCUUGCAUACGGCGCUAAUACACGAUGCCUGCAGUAUACAGCUCCCAGCAAAAGGCUGCCAUCCAGCAAUUCAUGAACUUCACCCAGGUCGACCGCAACUCGGCCAUAAGGACGCUCAAGAGCUAUGGAUGGGACGCACAGAGCGCCGUGAACGCUUACUACGGCAGUGGUGUCGACGGCAGUGGCAGUCUGGCAACGACUGCUGCUUCUAAGGCUGCCCUUAACACACUGUUCGACAAGUACAGAGAGGCCGAUGCCCAAGACAAAGACAUCAUCGGAGCCGAAGGCACUAUGACAUACCUGGAGGAUAUAGGCGUCCAUGCCGAAGGCCUAGAUUCGCUAGCCACUCUUGAGAUCAUCCAGACACCGGCCAUGGGCGAGAUGCACCGUGAGGGUUUCGUAAAGGGCUGGUUCGAGCGCAACUGCGACACUCUCGACAAGCAAAGGGCGUAUAUGCAGAGUCUGAAACAGGACCUCCCCAACAACAAGGAACUCUUCACUCGGGUGUACAAGUACACAUUUUUCGUCGCCAAGGCUCCAGGCCAGAAGGCGGUGCCACUGGAUAACGCGGGGGUGUUCUGGGAGGUACUAUUUACAUCGCCACUGUCGCCAGUCAAGUGGACGACGGACAGCACGCCAUGGCUGAGCUGGUGGACAGAGUUCACCAACUCGGAAUGGAAGAAGAGCGUCAACAAGGACAUGUGGAACGAGACACUCAAGUUUGCACAGCUUACGCUGGAGGAUGAGGCUAUGAGCUUCUGGAGCGAGGAGUCUUCGUGGCCGUCUGUCAUUGAUGAGUUUGUCGAGUGGGUCAAGGAGAAGCGUGGGGACACCAAGGAGGAGGCCAUGGACGAGGAGUACUGAGGCGUGUCGACGACGACGACGGACAUUGAUGAUUGGAGUCUCACUUGGGCUGACUAGCGGGGAGUUACGGUAGAUGAAAAGACUUGGUACUGGGAUAGUUGAUGGCGGCUCGGGCGUCGGAAGGCGGGUCUACUUGGUACAUGAUUACGAGAUUCACGGGAGCAUAACAUACCCUUGGCCGGUCUUUGCGGCACUUGGAUGGGACGUACGUAUGCCUUAGUAGAUAGAGUAGCUCGACAUGAGUAAUUG
Exserohilum turcica Et28A is the source of this 1236-nucleotide messenger RNA. RefSeq lists its product as uncharacterized. Gene Ontology annotation, biological process: positive regulation of ubiquitin-protein transferase activity; protein neddylation. NCBI's taxonomy places the organism in Eukaryota, Fungi, Ascomycota, Dothideomycetes, Pleosporales, Pleosporaceae. The transcript has 3 exons. Gene Ontology annotation, cellular component: ubiquitin ligase complex. Gene Ontology annotation, molecular function: ubiquitin conjugating enzyme binding; cullin family protein binding; ubiquitin-like protein binding. The record is from RefSeq and is a predicted model, not a curated record. Bases 148 to 987 code for a protein of 279 amino acids.